AUGGCCUCCAUUUCCGGGACGCAGAUGGGCAGGGCUAACUGUCCCUUCUACUCCAAGGUCGGGGCCUGCCGCCAUGGCGAUCAGUGUUCCCGGUUGCACCCCAAGCCUCUCAUAAGCCCCACACUCUUGCUUUCUAAUAUGUACCAGAGACUUGAUACGAUUAGCCCUGGUGUCGACGCGCGCGGAAAUCCGAUCGACCCUCGUAAGAUCCAGCGCCAUUUUGAGGAGUUCUAUGAAGAUAUAUUCGAGGAAAUGAGCAAGUACGGUGAGAUUGAGAGUUUGAAUGUCUGUGACAACYUAGGUGACCACAUGGUGGGUAAUGUUUAUGUUCAAUAUCGAGAGGAGGGGCAAGCCGCAAAUGCUCUUCRGAAUCUUAGGGACAGAUAUUAUGGUGGACUUCUAAUUAGAGUCGACUUCUCUACAGUGACAGACUUUAUAGUAGCCGCUUGUAGACGAUACGAAGAGAACAUGUGUAAUUUUGGUCCCUAUUGUAAUUUCAUGCAUCUGAAGAGGAUAAGUUGGUAUGCAUAUUUYCUUCACUUUCCCUUUUAUGUACUGAGGAGCAGACUGUUUAGGACCAGGAGCCACAGCCYCGAUAGGCAUCGGAAUUAUGAACAACGCUCUUAUGGUAGACAUGGUCAUAGUCGGAGGUAUGAUGACCGAGAUGCUUAUCAUGAAAGCCGGAGCAGGAGGAGUAGGAGUACAAGCCCAGGUCGUAGAAGAAGCAGAAGUCGUAGUCUGCGGGGAAGGAGGAACCGAAGUCCAGUUAGAGAAGGGAGCGGAGAGAGGCGAGCUAGAUUUGAGCAGUGGAACAGGGAAGGAGGACAGCAAGCAAAUCAUAACAAUGCCAAUUUUGAUGGAAGUAAAAGUAGUCAUUAA
Messenger RNA from Momordica charantia (bitter melon), 879 nucleotides. Lineage: Eukaryota; Viridiplantae; Streptophyta; Magnoliopsida; Cucurbitales; Cucurbitaceae. The record is from RefSeq and is a predicted model, not a curated record.